AUGAAUGCACUGAAACGGACGUUAAAAGACGUGAAGAAAGAGAAGAUAACGACUGAGAAGGCGCUGAAGACAGCGACCAAACAAUUGUCGACAAAUCGGGAGACAUUCAGUGCUAUGAAAGAGAAGGAAAGGGAGGAAACGGAGGCCAAAGACUUGGCCCGCGUGAUGGGCGUCCACUACAGGGUCUCGAUGACGGGCUCUCUCGUCGAGUUUGAGUUCAAUGACCGCAAACGCGCCGAAAAGUUGGUCUCCAAUACGAGCGAAGAUAUUAGUCGUGAUUUCUGUGUGUCCAUUGAUGUGAAGAGUGAUAUGAUGUCGGACUCGGAGGACUCAGACGAUAGUGAGACCAAAGCGAAGCCGCCGUCCAAACGAUUUGAGCCAAAUGUGAGCCAAUUUAAGACAAAUUUAAUCCCCGGAAGUGCUUUCCGCUCGAAGAGCCAAUUGGUCCGCAAUGAGAGGUGUGUCCGAAGACGAGACCACUUGUUGGCCGAACCUCGAGAGGCAGAUGAUGGCGACGACUCGGACGCCACGAUCAUCGACGAGACAUACGCGGAGACCGUCGAUGACUGGCGUAACGGACCCGCGAAGUACUGGUACGACCUCAUGGGUCUGCCCGAAGACUGUCAGGACUAUGACUACGGCCUCAAAGUGCGAAAUAAGAGCGCGUCGAGUGAUUGGAUGCACUCGUGGGCCGACACACGUGUGGACCCCGAAGACGCGUUUAAUUUGGUUUCGCAGAUAAAGUGGGAAAAUGAGGUGAUUUGGGACUCGGAUGUGGUCGCGGAGAAAGUGAUAGAUAGGGCCAAGAAGUUGGAGCCGACCACCGGUUGGCUGCCCAUUGGUGUGACCCGAAGUGCGCCCGACUUUUGCAAACAAGUGGAUUGUCUUAAUGUGAAGAUAGUUAGUGAUACAGUGGACACCAACAAUGCAAAGACACCGAUCAAUGGGUUGUCGAAGAAUUUGAGGAAAAGGAAGAGGAAUAGUGUUGUGAAUGGUUUGAGUGAUAAUAGGAAUGAGAAAAUGAAUGAAACGGAAGCCACAGUUGAGGUGAAGAAGAGCCGAUGGGUGUCGACGUUAGCCGAAGAGAACCGGGAGUUAGUGCUGAGCGUAUGGGAGGAUGAGAUCAUUUGGGACACCGAAGCCAUGGAUCGUAAACUGGAGCCAAAGAUUAUACCGUUUAGUGGCGACGACGACAAUGUUAUCCUCGCCUUUGACGAGAUGAUGGAUGAGGACACGACUGACUCGCAUACCGCUGACCCGUUGAAUGAAUCGACAGAUCAGUUCAAUAUAUCCAACGAUGAGUUCUACGCUUCGGUGGUUAAAGUGGACAAUAAUGUCACGCAUAGCCUAAUCAUUAAGCACUCAAUUCCGGCCAUUAAAAUGGACGCAAUGCUGUUCCCGACGUGUCUGCUAGAGUUUGAUCGACCAGUGCUUAAGAGAUCAAAGAUAUUGAGGUCUCGCGUCCCACACGACGUCCUCUUCUGUAGUAAUCGCAUUCAAAUGAAUGGAGAUCUCAAUGAAGAUCAGAAUCAGACGGCAAAAGAUUUGACUAAAUAUACGAUUAAUACGGUUUCGGAACUGUCGGCCCGUAAUGGAGAGGUUGUGGUUAUGGAGUACUCCGAAGAAGAUCCGCCUUUCCUUAUGAGAGUUGGAAUGGGGUCUCAAAUCGUUAAUUAUUUUCAAAAAACCAAUGACAAGAAUUGUGUGCCAUUAGAGGAUAAAUACGCGGAACUAAGGGUUGUCACGAAUUCGCCAUUUAUUGGUGAAAUAGGUUCGGGUAAAAGUCAGCUGUCAUUAGAGACCAAUAUGUUUCGGUCGCCAAUCUUUCGACACUCAUGUCCUGAGACAGACUUUCUGAUCAUUAGAACCGAUGACAAUUAUUAUAUCCGCGAAUUGAAUGGUGUGUAUGUCGUGGGCCAGCAGUUGCCUCUAAUAGAAGUGCCGCGACCUAAGUCUAAACACUACUACGAUUUCGUCAAACAGUUUGCAAAGAUGUUUAUCUACCGAUUCUUUGACGGCAGAAAGUCUGUGCAGAAUUUGGAAACAGAACUCAUAAAAGCCUUUCCAAAGCUGAGCCGACAUUUUGUCACAAGAAUUAUCAGGGCUUUCACUGUUCGCAAAGGAGAGCGAUAUGAACUCAAAAGCGAAAUACCAUUUGAUAAUCAGAUAAACAAUUUGCUGACACCAGAAGACUGUUGUACUUACUAUACGACUACUAUAGCCGCCCAUAAGUUUAAGGAAAGGGGUUUUGGCGACCGUUUAUACCUUAAUAGUGAUGAUAACUGUGAUAACCAAUUGAAUGAGCUGACGAUCGCGCCCUGGAAUACCAGCGUCUCGUAUAUCGGAGCACUUAAUGCCAAGAAAUGGUUGACUGUCUCCGAGUAUAACGAAGACGGAUCUCUCAUGUUUAAGAACCAGUCCUACAAAGACUUUAAGGAUCAAAUGCCGACCAUUAAGAAAUGUCUUCCGAUAUCUAAUUUGUCUCUCAAAAGGAUGCCAUUAAGGAAGGCUCACGAAUGGCUAAUCAAUUAUGGAUUGUCUAAAGAUCGGGUCAAGAAGUUGAGGAAUGUUACGGAAUGUCAAUUCAUGAUCAAAGAACUGUCGCAAAAAUUGAGAGAAAAUGGCGUGAGGGCUGGUAUUAGCAAAACGGCAACUACUGAACAGCACUAUAGGCUGGAGUGCCAGAAGGUCUUCAAUUUGCAGACCAGUUAUUACUCUUCGAAAGAGACGUAUAGUACGGAUGAAGAGGACGAUGAGGAAGAGGAGGAGGAGAGCGACUCCGAUCUCGAAGACAUGGGUCGCGACUUAGAAGCCAUGAUUUUGGAGAACAAAUCUCUGGAACAGAUUGAAUACGAACGCGAAGAAGAGGAGCGCCAAAAGUUUGUUAAGUCAUUGAAAGGCGAGAAGAGUGGACAACAAAAGCCGCAAAAAGAGUCACUUAAAGGAAAGAUACUUAAGAUUAAGAGAAUCUACGAAAUCAAUGGUAAACGAGAGUUGAGGACAGAAAUCAGCUUUAGUUUUACGUUUGGUUUCUCUUCUGCGACGGCUAACGUCAAACCACCCGUAAAUCAAAGUCAGCCUAAAGUGACGCCAAAGCCAUUGCAUGGUAUACUCAAGAAUGUGACCCAAAAUACCUCCCAAAAUGUCUCAAAUGGUAGCAAUGGUUGCGAUUUCGCGAACAUAGAUAUCGACGACAGCGAUGACUGGGAUGUCGUGGAAUCGACUGUCGAAGGGCGCCAACCACUGGCCAAAGUGGAGGGCAUUAAAGUAAAGUUUGCCAAACAGGUGGUCAUCGAAGCGAAUGAGAUCGAGAACGAAGAGCAGAGACGUAUUCAGGAGGAGGAAGAGGAGGAGAGACGCUCGAAGACUGUGGAGUACUUCUCCACGCGCUCCACCACCAGGUGUAGAGUGGAUCCGAUGGUCAAACUGAAGGAGAUCUUCGACAGACUGAUCGUGACGUGUCGUAAGCGCGAAGACCUGUCCGACUGCAUCGACUUCUUCAACGAAGCGGUCAAACCAAAGGAAGCGCCCGAUUAUUACGAGAUAAUCAAAACGCCGAUCGAUUUGUCGACAAUACGUCUGCGUAAUAGCGAAGGGAAGUACUGGACGCGCGACCAGUUCCUCAAAGACAUUCAACUCAUUUACGAGAACUCUGUUGAGUAUAACGGUGAGGACCACGAGAUCACCGAAAACGCACAAAAACUGGUCAACUUCUGUAGGGAUCACCUGAACGAAAGGGCCGAACAGAUGACUAGAUUCGAGGCGAUGUUAGCCACCAGUGACUAUCACCACACACUUCAAGCAUUAACCAACAAUUUGUAA
This is a messenger RNA of Oppiella nova, 3822 nucleotides long. The record is from the annotation of a GenBank genome assembly. Lineage: Eukaryota; Metazoa; Arthropoda; Arachnida; Sarcoptiformes; Oppiidae.